ACAGCAGGCAACACAUUGGCGAAUAAGUAAAGAAUCAAAACAGUCGUUUCUGACAAUUUGUUCGCGCUAGACCAUGAAAAGUUGAAAAAUAAUUUUAAAUGUUUAAAAUACUCACUAGUAUUGCGCGGAUAUGUUUGUGGUCUAGGGACUCUUUUUACCGGAGUUCGUACGAAUGUUUAACCGAGAGGUAUUGCUGUUUUUUCUCCUAGCUGCUCCGUCAGCCGUUAGCCGGGUAGUUUUCCUUGCUCAGGACCAGCUCCAUGGGAACUAUGGGAUGAACAUGACCAUAUAUAGACCGGACACGGAGCUGCCCAGCCGGUGAACUGUAAACUCAUCCCGGAGGUUGACAAACAGCAGAAAUAACAUGUCAGCUGACCAGAUUAUAGCCAUCGUGGUGGACGACAGAACCUACGAGGUGAAUAAAAAGAAGCUGAUAGAGAAAAGCGACUACUUUCGAGCGCUCUACAGCUCCGGGAUGCGGGAGUCCACGGAGGACUCCGUUCAGUUGCAAGGGCUCAGCGUACCGGGACUGGAAAUGGUCCUGGAGUUCAUCAACACCUCAAAAGUUCAGGUGGUCAACGAGACCCUUGAGGAUCUGAUCGAGACUGCCUCCUUCCUGCAGGUCACAUCCAUCCUGAAGCUGUUGAGCUCAGAGAUCCGGCCAGAAAACUGUGUCGAGCUGUACAGCCUCUCUGAAGUGUACGGGACCCACGAUCUGCGGAACGCCUGCUUCAAGUACAUGAGCUGCUACUACCACCCCAUGCUACGACGGCCUGAGUUCCACAGUCUGCCCCCAGCUGUGAGGGAUCAGGUCCGGGAGAUGCGCAUGAAGGGCGCCGCUACCCUGGUGGCCAUCGGAGACUUCACCUGUCUGUCCCUGGAUGUGCCCGAUCAGGACGAGCCCUGGUCCAUGCUCAGGUAUGGAGAGGUUGAGCAGCGCUGGAAGCCGCUGGCGAACAACCUGCCUCCGGACAUGAUCAACGUCAGGGGAUACGGAUCGGCCGUCCUCGACAACUACCUGUUCAUAGCAGGCGGGUACAGGAUGACCAGCCAGGAGAUCUCCGCGGUGCACUGCUACAACCCCUGCAGGAACGAGUGGAACCAGGUUGCUCCUCUCAAUCAGAAGAGGUCCAACUUCAAGCUGCUGGCGGUGCAGGGGAAGCUGUACGCUGUGGGAGGCCAGUGCCUGGGCACGGUGGAGUGUUAUGGCCCUGAGCAGGACUGGUGGACCUGUGUGUCCUCUAUGCCUGAUCCUUUGGUUGAGUUCUCAGCUUGUGAGUGUCAGGGUAUGAUCUACAUCAUGGGUGGAUACACUGCAAGAGAUAGAAACACCAGCGUGCUGCGCUACUGCCCGUCCUCCGACACCUGGACGGUGUUCCAGACGUGUCCGGCUCACAUCCGCAAGCAGCAGAUGCUGUCGGUGGAGGACACCAUCUACCUGGUGGGCGGCUACACCCACGAGCUGGAGGCAGGCCGGCGACAGCUGCGUCCAAGCCAGACGGAGGACGUUCUGACGGUGCAGUCGUUCAACGUAUCAACAGGGGAGUGGAUCCAGCUGAAGGAGAACACGUCCAAGUCGGGCCUGAACCUAACGUGCACGCUGCACAACGACGGCAUCUACAUCAUGAGCCGAGACAUUGGGCUACCCACCAGCCUGGAGCACCGCGUCUUCCUCAAGUACAACAUCUUCUCCGACGCCUGGGAGGCCUUCAGACGCUUCCCGGCUCUGGGGCAGAACAUGCUGCUCUGUUCACUUUACCUCCCCAAUACGGUAUGAACAAAAAGGGACCCGACCAGAGGAACCCUUGGAUCCUGUUGCACUAAACAAGGCUGUGUUUCAGUGGGAAGAUGUCAGGUGACCUCUGUGCCUCCAAAUAAACACUGCUGUGGAGAAAUUAGAGACGUACAGAAUAAUUAGCUGGUGAUCGGAAACAGACCAAACUCAAAAAGCCCCAUCUUUUUCCAGUCAGUGGACGCACCCUAUAUGAGUGCUAAGAUGUCAGACACCAGGCAGCGCUCAAUGUGGAUGAGGGGGAUGAAGAAUCAAAGUUAGCCAUUUUCUCUGUCUGUGGGAUGUUAAAAAAUAAAGUCCAAAAGGUGUAAGAAGUCAUUUAAAAGAAGCGAUACUUUUGUUGGCCGUUUGUUCAUGCAGCUACAACAGAGAACCAAACUUCGCCGAUUGUUCGUUAUUUCACUCCUUCUCUGUUUUGUAAUAAUAAUAAUAAAUGUAUUGCUCCAGACUUUUUCAAGGUGGGAAACAGUUUCCUUCAGUAAUGACAUUCACACCGAAGAAUGUUCUUAUUAGCGCAACUUUGCAGUGCUUAGUAUGGUGCCUUUAGUGACUGGAAAAAAGAGGUCUUUGCUCUCUGACCAGCUGAUCAUCGGUCAGGGUCCGUAAAGCUUAAAAUCGCCUAACCUAAAGGGGUACAAACAUAAUUGUUUUAUUAUUAUUUCCAUAAUUCAUCAAACCACUGAAUAAACUGCUGUAGCUUUAGAAGAGGAGAACAAACAUGUUGGUUUACAGGUAAAAAACUGAAGCAGGAUUGGACAAAGUGGGGAUAUGAAUUGACCUCCAGCUUCACAUCUACACUAAUGUUUACAGUUACAAAUGCUACUAAUGCUAAUCGCUAACACAAGAAGCUACAGAGUUAAAAAUGUGACCUCCAUAAUUAUUUUGUCUGUCUUAAAAUAAGCCAACCAGGUUUUAAUGCAGCGACUCAUUACAAAGACUUGUUGAAAUUAGCUGCAAGUCUCUGAUUGGUGCAUCUCUGAUAGGAGCUCAUGUGCCUCCAACUGCUGAGCUGAAUUAAAACAUUUCUGCAUCCAGAAGGCCUUUGAAGAGCAGCAUAGACUACCCAACCUCCUGCCUUGAGCAGGCCAAAACAUUCCUGAUGAUUACACUCCAAAUAUGGCAUAAUGCUACAUGCUUAUGUUCCGCCACAGAGCUUAAAACUACACUUUAACGGGAAUGGGAGAUCCAUGAAAGCUUCAGGAAAUGAAGCAGCUUGCUCAGUUUUAUUUGUCCUGAGAUACACUAAAUAGAGCUCAAAGCAUAGUCCCACAUGUGCCUUUUGUAACCUCAGUAAGAUCGUAGGAUCUUUAAGGAAAAAGCAUGAAAUGCAAAACUGUUAUCACCAGCAUUUGACCAAAACUGCUGUUUUUAUUUAAUCUUUUUGUUAAAGUGGAUUUUGUUUUUAUUGAGGUAGAUUUUGCUCAUUUAUGAAAAUAUGGGCUGAGCAGUGAAAUAAACCUCUAAGUGUUCUGUGUAAUAAAUGCAGCAUUUGUUGUGAUUGUAUUGGAGUUCACAAUUUGUUGCUUGUUUGGAGAUUGAGAAUAAAGAUGAUGUUUAGGCAUCUGG
Messenger RNA from Girardinichthys multiradiatus, 3358 nucleotides. It is a transcript of the gene klhl42, whose product is annotated as kelch-like family, member 42. Gene Ontology annotation, molecular function: protein binding. The record is from RefSeq and is a predicted model, not a curated record. The transcript is spliced from 3 exons. Bases 365 to 1777 code for a protein of 470 amino acids. NCBI's taxonomy places the organism in Eukaryota, Metazoa, Chordata, Actinopteri, Cyprinodontiformes, Goodeidae.